UGUACACACACUGGACUCAGAAGGAGGUUUGUUUACUACAGCAGGAGCUGAAAGAUGAAAUUCGUCCAUGACACCAACUCUUUCCUUCUCUCCUUGGUGAUUCUGGCUGAGCUGCUGGUGCAUUCAUCACCGCGUCCCACCCCCAGCCCAUCCCUGUGUAGCAUGUUUGGAUCGAUGAUGCAUCAUGUGGAGAAGCUCAUCAACUCAUCCAAAAAACUCCAUGACUUGACAGACAAUCAGCUUUUAAACUUUGUGGAUGUCGAGCACAAACUGGACGGUCUUCCUGUCAUACCGCACACCGCUGCACAUUUCAGAUCGUUAAAGGUUAACGAGUCCCUCUCUCAGCUCUAUGUGUACACCGAGUCCUUCAGGCUGCACGCCAAGUGGCUGAAAACUGUGCGAGAAAAUGUCAGUGUGCCCUCUCAGGCAGCUGAGGGCGCCAGCAUCAACCUCAAGCAUCUGUCCGAUCUCAUCAAAGCGUCUCUGGACCAGAUCAGUGAAGAGGUCCCUGAGUCAGCGCCUCCCUCCCUCCCGGUCGUCUCCACAGCCUUUGAUGCUCUCAGGUUCUCUGUGGAGAUCUCAGAACAGUUACAAGUCUUCUGUCAUUGGUCAAAAAGAGUCUUACGGCACCUCCAGAGACCAUCCCACUGUCAAAGACGUUAAGCUGAGGCCUUCAGGACAAAAGCAGCCUGUGAUGUCUCCUUCAGUAACCACUGUUCAAUUCAAUUCUAUUUUAUUUAUAUAGUGCCAAAUCAUAACAAACAGUCGCCUCAAGGUGCUUUGUGUUGUGGGUAAAGACCUACGAUAUUUGUCUACUAACGUGCUGCACAGCAAACACAGGAAACCUGUAUGGCCCCAGAAUGUAUUGUUGCUGUGAGCAUUUCAGUGAGCUGACAAUAGCCUUAAACAGCCUCUGUAGAUAAAGAAAGCUCGUAGCAUGAAGCAGACACUGUAUUUAGACACAUGUUGGCAGAGUGGCGCUACAGAAACAGCUCAGCAGCAAAUAUGAGACUUCAGGGGUUGAAUAAUUAGAGUGAUCUUGA
This is a messenger RNA of Archocentrus centrarchus (flier cichlid), 1043 nucleotides long. RefSeq lists its product as uncharacterized. Gene Ontology annotation, molecular function: cytokine activity; growth factor activity. Lineage: Eukaryota; Metazoa; Chordata; Actinopteri; Cichliformes; Cichlidae. The transcript has 5 exons. Gene Ontology annotation, biological process: positive regulation of cell population proliferation; positive regulation of MAPK cascade. The record is from RefSeq and is a predicted model, not a curated record. Gene Ontology annotation, cellular component: cytoplasm. The coding region runs from base 55 to 663 and encodes 202 amino acids.